Molecule: messenger RNA, 3054 nt
Organism: Paramecium octaurelia
Lineage: Eukaryota; Ciliophora; Oligohymenophorea; Peniculida; Parameciidae
Source: the annotation of a GenBank genome assembly
AUGGGUUAAGCUUAGCCUGCUAAAAUGAAUUCUCAACAAGAGGAAUAAUCAAACGAAAAAUUAACUCAAUAACCUGCCUAAAGAAAUGAAAAAAACUUUGAAGGUUAAGAAUAACAUUCUAACCAACCAAAUUAAUAAUAGAUGACCCAAAAUCUAAUUAGCCAUUAAAAUGAGCAAUCAGAUUCAGAGAAUAUUGAUGAGGAAAUACAGAGCGCUUAUGAUAUUGAAAAUAUUUUGUUAUCUAGAACUUUUGGAAUAUUUACAAACACCUAAUAGAUUUAUGGUAAGGAAGUCGAUUUUAUACCCAAAGAUUAAAUAUUGACAGUUGAUUUUUUAAUAGAACAAGUUUAUUAUUAGUUUUUAACAUCCUCCUAGUUUACUGAGUAAGAAAAACUAAAAUUCCUUAUUAAAUCAUUAUCCUCUCUAUCUAAUUCCGAAGUUAAAAAUGAAGCAGUUAUAUUGGCUGAAGGCAGAAUCAAAAAAGAAAGAUACUUUGACCUCUUAAAUCAUAUUUAAGGUUAACUACUUACUUGUACAUUGUAUCCUGAUGCUUUUGAGUGGUAAAACAUUGAAGAAGACCCUAAUGUCUUUGAAGAUGCUAAAAAUUUUAGAGCCGAUAUUAUCUUUAAUGAAAUAUUUUGCUCAAAUAAUUGUGGCAUGUCGGAAAAUACUAUUAAAAACUUAUUGGAUUAUUUAGAAACAUAAGCGAGUGAAGAUGAUUCAUUUAAAUUUUUAGAACUUAUGUUGAAGAGAGAGCUCAAAUUAUAUUAGCGCUUAGCUUUUGACAAUAUUCAAUUAUAAAAGCAUUCACUUGCUCUAUUACAUAUUUUGGCAUAAUACAAAAAGCUCAUGGAGAAACUAUUAUUAAACAGUUGGGCCUAUUGCAAAUUCGAUUUGAUUAAUACUGGAAUUCAUUUUUAAUAAAGAAGCAUAGUUGGAAUUUUGUUAUCCUUAAGCUCCUUUCCAACAGAUGGACAUCUAUGGAAAAGUCAUUUCUCAGAUGAUAGGAAAUAAAUGAUGGAGCAAAUGAGUAGUUUGAGAGCAAAAAUAUUUAUAAUUAUAGAUGAAUUAUGCAUCCUAUUCGAAAAGAUUUUGAACUCAAACGAAAUACUUAGAUAUAAAUUAUUUGAAUUUCUGUCAAAUAUCAUUAAAUUGAAUUUAAAUUUAGAAAAAUAAUUGAACAUUUAGUUGUAGAAGUUAUCAUCAAGUCCAGGAUUAGUGUAUCAUUUUUUCUAUAUUCUUACCUAUCUAUUCAACAAAUUUGCAGAUUCAUAAACCACAAUCAACUUGUUCAUAAAGAAAAUAGAUUUAAAUUUAUUAAGUUAUUGUAAGAAACAUCCUCUCUUUUAAUCAUUGUAUUAGAAUGUUGACUUGUUGGCUUCAGAAUUAACUCCAUUUGUUGAACCUGAAGAAUUUAAAACUGUUAUCGAUCCAAUGACAGCAUUAUAUUUAUUUACUUAAAGAUUGAGUCAUAUUGUAGCUAAUAGUUUAUAACAAUUUUACAUCUCAACAAUUAUGAGAGAGAUGAAAGAUCUACCGCAAGAGGUCUUUUAGGCUUAAGCGAUUAAUAAGCUUUUAAAAUAGAAAAUCUCUUUUGACUUAUAAAUUUUACACCCAAAGAGUAUUAAAUACACAAUGCAAUUCUUAAGUUUUGCUAAUUAAUUAGCUUUAAGUCUAAUAGAUACAGAUUUAAAACCUAUUUAUCCUUAUGGGUUAUUGUCAACCACUUUUUUAAUUGAUACUUAAGCAUUUGUAUCUAUUUAUUGUUUUAAUGAUGAAAUUAUAAACUAUGUCAUGGAAUUACAAAAAUGUUGCGAAUUUGCAGCAAUAUCAAUGAACAAAAAACUGCUUCCAAAUCCUCACUUAAGAAUAAGAUCAAUAAAUAUAUUUCAAAUAAUUGAUGACAAAAAGGGUUCUCUUUUGUCAAAGGAAGCUCGGUAAAAUUGGAGGCAAUCUUAAGACCUUAAUAUUUUGUUUGACUCUAAAUAUCUUAGAACAUUUCUGGUUGAUGGAUUGAUAUAAUCUUUUAUCGAUACAGAGAAAGUGGCAGAAGGAAACUAAUAUUUCUCGAAGUUAAACAUUAGAGUUAAAAUUUGUUUAAUAAUAAGAUAUCUCCUUUAAGUACAUAAGGCUUCAUAUCAAGAAAGUUUAUUUCACGGAUUUAAGAAUGAUUAAGAACAGUAAUUGCACUUUUCUAAUUUCUUCUUGAACGACUUCAUAUAUGUUAUAGAGGAAUGUUUAUUAACCUUAAGAAAUUUAAAGAAAUUAUAAGAUGACUAACCGUCAUUUUUCUAAAAUCAUCAAUUUCAUAGGUUGUAAAAAGAACUAACAGUUAAAUCAUAUUUUUUUUAUGAGUAUUUACGAUCACUGGAGGUCAUAACUUCUAUUUAUCCUGAAAUAUUUUUGAUUGAUGAAAUAAGAGAAAAAUUAGCAAUUCAUUUAAAUUAUAUUUUAGAAUAAAUUAAUGGUAAAUCAUCUGAAGAUAAACCUUAAAAUAUUGAUUUAUAAACUUUCGAUAAAAUGUUUAUUGUGGAAAUUUUAAUAAAUAUCUACAUGAAUUUAAGAAAAAACAAGUAAUUUAUUCUUGAAGUGGUUAAGGAUGAAAGGUAACAUAUAUGUUUAUUAAAAUAGAUCAUUUUCUGUUGAAUUAUUUAAGAAAACAUAAUAAUCUAACAAUUGUGAAAAAUAUAGCUAAUAAUUUGAAGAAUUCAUAGUCUAAAUUGAAGAACUAAAUUAGAAAUAAAAAGUUCUUUUUUAAAAUCAGGAAGAUAUUCCAGAAGAAUUCUUAGAUCCAUUAUGUUUUUCGUUCAUGAGUGAUCCAGUUAAACUUCCUCAUUCAAAUGUAUGACUGUAAUUGAUGGUUAGGUUAUUGUGGAUAGGCUCACCAUUAAAAAGCAUCUUCUGAAUAAUUCAAUCGAUCCUUUUGAUAGGAGUCCCUUAACUUUGGAUAUGGUGAUUGAGUAGAAAGAGUUAAAGCAGAAGAUAGAGGACUACAUUGCAAAAAAUUUAGAAAAAUUAAAUAACAAAUAGACUUUAAACUAAGAAUAGAAAUGA